AGAUCCAUGUGUUUCAAUAGAGAAAGUAAGUAGCUAGAUUUUAGGGCGGAGAUAAUAUAAUACCAGAACCACCUUUCUCUCUCACUCUGUUUUCAUUUUUUUUUUUCUUUUUUUUCUUUCUUUUGGCCUUUUCUUGAGCACUUCAGUUUCUGGAGAGAGAUCAAUCUAGUGAAUAUGGGAAGACCUCCUUGCUGUGACAAAAUUGGUGUCAAGAAAGGACCGUGGACGCCGGAGGAAGAUAUCAUUCUUGUCUCUUACAUUCAAGAACAUGGUCCUGGAAAUUGGAGAGCAGUUCCCACUAAUACAGGCUUGCUUAGAUGCAGCAAGAGCUGCCGGCUCCGGUGGACUAAUUAUCUCCGACCGGGUAUUAAGCGUGGUAACUUCACUGAGCAAGAAGAGAAGAUGAUAAUCCACCUCCAAGCUCUUUUAGGCAACAGAUGGGCAGCUAUAGCUUCAUACCUUCCACAGAGGACAGAUAAUGACAUAAAAAAUUACUGGAACACCCAUUUAAAGAAGAAGCUGAAGAAGCUCCAGACAGGGCAAGAUGGAGAUAAUCAAGAUGGGAUUUCUUCAUCCUUCCCGUUAAUCUCGAAAGGUCAGUGGGAAAGACGGCUUCAGACAGAUAUCCACAUGGCGAAGCGAGCCUUGUCGGAGGCUCUGUCCAUGACCAACGCCGACUCAUCAAAGGAUUCCUCCACCAAUAUUUUCUCUCAUCCUCACACGACGCUGCCGUACCAGGCAUCCAACUAUGCAUCAAGCACUGAGAACAUAUCCCGGUUGCUUGAAAACUGGAUGAAAAACAAGAACCCUCUUAAAUCUGCUGCAGCCACUGCCGGGUCCAGCUCCAGCGAAGGGGCACUCAGCUGCCCCUUCAGCUUCAACUCUUCCAAUUCUGAUGCGUCUCUUGGGUCUUCUACCUCCGUGGAGGAGGCAGCCAAUUUGACACCGGAAAACAGCAUCUUCCAAGAUGAAAGCAAGCCGAAUAUGGAGGGUGAGGUGCAGCUGACAAUGCUAGAGAAGUGGCUGCUGGAGGAUGGGUCGGGUCUGGGUCUGGGUCAGGGUCAUGGUCAUGAAGGCUUAGUGAAUAUGUCUUCGGAAGAUGGUGAAGGGUUGUUCUAAACGGUAUUAAUAUCUAGGAAUCUAGGAAAUUAAGCUGCUUUUUUUUUUUUUUUUGGUUUUUGUCUAUUUGGGUAUGUUAGGGCUCUAGUAGCUGAUAAAAACCCUGUUUAUGG
Messenger RNA from Rubroshorea leprosula, 1232 nucleotides. Lineage: Eukaryota; Viridiplantae; Streptophyta; Magnoliopsida; Malvales; Dipterocarpaceae. The record is from the annotation of a GenBank genome assembly.